AUGAAUAACGCGUUUUAUAUGGCCCAAGCUCAAGUGAUGCUGGGAAAUAAUAUAAUGAAUCCUCAACAACAACAAAAAUGGAUGGAAAAACCUCUUGGUGAUCCUAGUGGACUUGCUUAUUUAAAACCAUUAGAUGCAUUAUUAGCAAAACAAGUUGUUUCUCUAACUGAAAUGAUGAUUGGACUUCCAACACAAGCUAAAUUUGGAAUAUUUAAUGAUAAAGGUGAACAAGUUUAUUAUGCAUUUGAAGAAUCUGAUAUUUGUCAACGUCUAUAUUGUCCUAAGACUCGUAAAUUUGAUCUUCAUAUUGUUGAUAGUACAAAUCAAGAAAUAAUACGAAUUAAACGAGAAUUUAAAUGUUGUUCCGGUUGUUGUUGGUGUGCUUGUUGUGAGGGAUGUAGUCAAGAAGUAACUGUUGAAUCACCUCCAGGAACUGUCAUAGGCUUUGUUUCACAAGAAUGUAGUUGUUGGCGUAUGCAUUAUAUUCUUAAAGAUGCUUCACAAACUCCAAUAUUAAAGAUUGUCGGUCCUGGAUGUAUUUGUGAUGGUCCUUAUACUUGUUGUUGUGAAAAUAAAUUUACAUUAUAUGGUACUGAUGGAAUAACAGAAAUUGGAGCUAUUCAUAAGAAAUAUCGUGGAUUUAUUGCUGAAGCUAUGACAUCGGCUGAUAACUUUGCUAUUCGAAUACCAAUGGAUAUGGAUGUAAAAAUGAAAGCUGUCGCACUCGGUGCUUUAUUUUUAAUUGAUUUUGGUAAUUUCGUUACAUCAGCACAACGGCGUUGA
This is a messenger RNA of Adineta steineri, 783 nucleotides long. NCBI's taxonomy places the organism in Eukaryota, Metazoa, Rotifera, Eurotatoria, Adinetida, Adinetidae. The record is from the annotation of a GenBank genome assembly.